Messenger RNA from Phycodurus eques (leafy seadragon), 1894 nucleotides. RefSeq names its product uridine-cytidine kinase 2b (gene uck2b). The transcript has 7 exons. The record is from RefSeq and is a predicted model, not a curated record. Gene Ontology annotation, cellular component: cytosol; cytoplasm. Gene Ontology annotation, molecular function: ATP binding; kinase activity. The coding region runs from base 37 to 801 and encodes 254 amino acids. NCBI's taxonomy places the organism in Eukaryota, Metazoa, Chordata, Actinopteri, Syngnathiformes, Syngnathidae.
GCCCAGCUGCAACAGUCUCGGCAGCACAUUGCAACGAUGGCCGGCUACUCGGAAACACACCUCCGGGACCGGGGCGACAAUUCCGACGUAAUACGACAACCUUUUCUCAUCGGUGUCUCUGGGGGCACCGCCAGCGGAAAGUCGUCGGUUUGUGGCAAGAUCAUGGAGCUGCUGGGCCAAAACAAGAUUGACCAUCACCAGAGGCAGGUGGCAAUCCUCAGCCAGGACAGCUUUUACAAGGUGCUGACCCCUGAUCAGAAAGCCAAGGCACUUAAGGGCCAGUUCAACUUUGACCAUCCAGAUGCCUUUGACAAUGACCUGAUCAUGCAAACACUCAGGGAGAUCCUGCGAGGAAAAACUGUCCAGAUCCCAGUUUAUGACUUUGUCACUCAUUCCAGGAAGGACGAUUUUAUCACAGUGUAUCCAGCAGACGUUGUCCUCUUUGAGGGCAUCCUGAUGUUCUACUCGCAGGAGAUCCGUGACCUAUUCCAGAUGAAGCUGUUUGUUGACACCGAUCCGGACACGCGCCUCUCCCGUAGGGUUUUGCGAGAUAUCGGCGAGCGCGGGCGGGAGCUGGAGCAAGUGCUGACACAGUACAUUACUUUUGUCAAACCAGCCUUUGAGGAGUUCUGCUUACCAACAAAGAAGUACGCUGAUGUGAUUAUCCCCCGUGGAGCAGAUAACCUUGUGGCCAUCAACUUGAUAGUACAGCACAUCCAAGACAUUCUCAACGGCGGCACUAACGGUCACAGCACAACGCGGCAACGACGGACGUCCGAGUCCAGCAGUCGGCCGCAUUGACCUCGCCGCACAAUGCCCGUUUGCGCCACCGUACUGAAAACGAAUGAAAGGAAACAAGGAUUUGCAUCGAGAACCUUUUUAUUACGAAGACUACUCCUUGCUAUUGGUUGCAGUCAUUGUAAUUGUUAAAUUUUGGGAUUUACAUUUAUGUCAGGAGGUUUCAAAAGAAGCUCUUAGUCUCAUGAUGACCUUGGGUUUAUAUGGACCCACAUGCAUUUUUUUCUUGCAAGUAUAACUUUGGUUUCAAUGUAUCCCCUGUGGCUUCAUGAAAGCUCAUGCUGAUGAUUAAUAAAUGAGGGGAGAAGUUUUUUUUUUAUUUUAUUUUUUUUUUACAAAUUUUAUUUAUUAUUAUUUUUUUUUAUAUCUCUGAUGACACUUGAACCACUAAUAGUGUGGGAGUCUGUAAAAUGUUUGGAUGAGAUCUAGAUACGGAUGUGGACUCCAAGAAAAAGUUGAAGAAACUCAGAUUGCACUUUCAAUUUGUACGACAACCUUGGUAUUGUUUCCUACUGCUUAUCAGUCUUCCCCUGUCUUGUGAAGUGUAAUGUGCAACACUACAGCAUCUGUUUACUCUGCCAUGUGACAUUGUUUGCUGCAGCAAGAACAGUAAAUGAUGAAAUGUCAGGCUUAUAUCUUGCCAAUUAUGCCAAUAACUUGCCACGGCAUGGCUGCUACAUAAUUGGACGACUCUAAUUGGCUUGUACAAGAUAAAACCUGAGUUGUCAUUGCAAUUAUUAUUUUUUUGUAACAAAGCAUGGCAUAUGCAAUAUACUCAGGUCAGUAAAAGGAUAAUUGAUGCCACAGCAAUAUGAAGUGUGGCCGCACGCCACCGAGAUGCACCGCAAUGCCUCAAAGAAGUUGCCUCAGGUUAACAUGCACAGCAAGCAUACGCGCCAGUUGCCAGGGCGACUGUCGAUUACAGUAUCAUAGCUUUGAAACAUAUUUCUAUUCCCUGUUCUGUAUUUUGUAUGAUCCGAUUGACUGAAUUAAUGUACAGUAUAGCUGCUGAGUAAUACUUGAAAAGACUUGUACGUGGAUGGCGUCAUCAAUCGUCAUUGCUUAACGGUCAAUAAACUGGCGUAUGCCAAGUGUC